UACAGUGAUAUGCAUAAAAAACAUCAAGGAUUUUCUUAGAUCAUAAAGAAAUGGCAUUUUCUCAACCUACAGAUGAAGCCCAGACACCAGCUUUGUGUCAGUUCUGUGAAGAGUCAUCAGAUCUAAGGUGGAAAUGCAUAAACUGUGAUGUAUUUAUGUGUCAACUUUGUAUAACAAAGAUUCAUAGUAAAAUUAAAUCAUCUGAUCAACAUGAAUUAAUUAAUCUUAAAGACUUUGGAAGUGAAAAUGCUGCAAGAACAAUUCAUAAGGUGAAUAUAAAAAACAUGACAUGUACAAUUCACAGUGAUCAAAUAUGCUGUGCAUUCUGUACAGAUUGUGACAAACCAGUUUGUAUAAACUGUUUAAUUGAGUCCCAUCAAAAACACAAAUAUAGAACACUGAAUGAAGUUUAUGAUACGGCCAUUUCUGAAAUGAAGGAAUUACAAAAUAAACUUGAAACUUGUCUUCAAUUUUUUGGUGACCAAAAGGAAAGACUAGAAAAACUACUUCUAGAUGGUGAUAAAAAAUACCAAGAAAUAAAAGAUAAAAUUCUACUAAAUGAGAAGAAAAUGAUAGAAACAGUAUCAAAAUAUGCCAAAGAACUUUUACAGGAACUUGAAUCAAAAUGGAAGCCUACCGAAAAUAAGAUCAAAACAGAACUCUCUGCCGCGCAGAAGACCGAAGAAGACUUAAUAGCAAGGGAAGAAAAUUUGAAGAAGACCUUGCAGUCUCAUCAAGCUUCAGAAAUUUUCUCUUCAAGAAAAAAGCUGGAUAAGACUUUGCCAAAAAAAUCAGAAGAAAGAAUUAACUGUGACAUUCUUAAAACAAAAUUUAUUUCUGGAAAUAUAUUCGAAAAACAAAACACAAGAAGUACGAUAUUUGGUGACCUGUAUGCAGUUCCUGAUUUAGAACUAGUCAGUACCUAUCAAAGUGAUCUUCGAAAUGUACUGGACAUACUUAAUUGUGAUAACAAAACUGCAUUCAUUGCAUGCUAUACUGAGAAAAAACUACAAAAAGUAAAAUUUGAGGAAAAUAAUAUCAAAGUAGAGGAAAACCUUAGUAUAUCUGUACUUACUAUGGCAAAAUUAAAUAAUAAUGACAUUCUUUUGUCAACAGGGGAAAGUGAACUACAAGUUUAUUCUAUUGAUAAACAGUUUAAAACAUUUAAGUCCUUUUCUCCCUUAAAAUCUGUAAGUGUUCAUGUUUCUAAAAACAAUAAAAUAUUUGUGGGGUUGACUGCAAGCUAUCCUGUCACAUAUCCCGCUACAGAAGACAGUGUGGGAAGAGUGGUGGUUCUUAAUCAGGAUGCAGACCUUCAAUAUACCUAUGAAUAUGACAAAGAUAAUCAGAGACUGUUAACAUCACCACGGAGAAUAAUAACCUUGAAUGACAAUAUUUACAUAAUUGAUAGUGUAAAUGAAAAUAGGGAAGGGAGGGCAGUGGUGUUAGACUAUGGGGGAAAACUGCUGUGGACAUAUAAUGGUUGUGAUAUCAAGUUAGAUUCAGCAAAAUUUUAUCCUAUUGACAUAUCAGCAACAUCUUCUGGUAUGAUUUUAGUUUCAGAUCAAUACAAUCAUACUAUACAUGUUUUAAAUUCUGCUGGGGAAGUUAUUGUAUGUAAGAAUGUAAAAGCCUUAGGGAUUGAAUUACCACUUAGUCUUAGUAUUGACAAAGAUGGAAUUUUGUGGAUUAGCUGCAAUUCAUGGACAGCUGACAAAGAAAGUAAAGGGAAAAUAUUUGCUGUAAAACUAUUUUAGUCCACAUCUUUUUUAAGUAAAUAUUGGUUGAUAAUUUUGUGACACAGAAUAUAUUUUAUGUAUACAAUCUGACUUUUGGCUGAAUUAACUAAUUACCCUGGUAAUGGGAAUACCAGGGUUGGCAAAGUAUUACCCGGGCCCGGGUUUUCCCGGGCUGGGCAAUACUCCUAGAAAGGGGCAAUACUGGGCAAUACGAUUUUUCAAACUUAUUUUUACACAAAAUAGUAAAGACUUGUUGUGGUUUAAUAGUAUUAUAGCUAAAUAUAUACAUUUUAUACAGAUAACCAUUGAGAGUCAAUCCUGAUGAUUGAAAAUUCAAUUUCUUCCUUUUCUCCACUAAUUCUAUGUAGGCAGAAUACAAGUUUUGGACAUUUCAGGAUACCUUGUUAAUUUCCAAGCUUUGUUUCAAUAUAAAUUCAAGUUGAAAAAAUGCAUUAUAUUGCAGUGUUUAAGUGAAUUGUAAAUUUUAAUUGUUAUACAAUCAUAUUGCUAAAUAAACACCCUAUGUGGA
Messenger RNA from Mytilus californianus (California mussel), 2268 nucleotides. RefSeq lists its product as uncharacterized. The coding region runs from base 51 to 1757 and encodes 568 amino acids. The record is from RefSeq and is a predicted model, not a curated record. Lineage: Eukaryota; Metazoa; Mollusca; Bivalvia; Mytilida; Mytilidae. Gene Ontology annotation, molecular function: zinc ion binding. The transcript has a single exon.